GCAGUUUCGGGAUGGAGUGUGGCAAAAGGGGGGUGACUUUAGCCUUUCAGUCCUAUCUUGUCCCUUUCUUUUGUCUUUCUCCUUUUGCUUGCAUCUUAAAAAAUUCUUUUACAUUUGGGAAAAAAAUACCGUAUCUUGUUUUCUUCUUCUCUCUUUCUUAUCUUUCCUCGCUGCUUGUUCUACAUACAUGAAAGCCUAUAUAUGCGUCGAUUAUCUAUCACAUGAUUGGGAUUUAGAUGAUCUUAUAUUUGCCCAUUCUCAAACUCGACAACAACUUUCUCAAACCGCCGUUCUGUUGUCGGCACCCGAAUCAUUUGAGAAUCCUCGAGAACAACAACGUCUUGUUGGUGAGCGAAGUCGGUUAAGACGAUUUGAAAAUACCCUGUGGCGCCAGAUAAGUUUGCGCUGCACAUCUGGACUCGGUUCAUCCAACUCAAAGAUCAACCCUGUGUCUAUCAACUGGCAACGUGAUAAUGAUAUUACAUGGCUUUAUGGGCCAUUAUACCGAAAAGAUGAUGACGAUGAUAACUUUGAAAUGCGCCAUGCUGCCGCCGAUGGUUUGUUGACACCAUCAACACAAUCUUCCGCCACUGGAUAUUCGUCCCCCUCCGUUUCAUGUCUUUCUCCCGCCACUUCAACAAGCUCAUCGUUUGAUACCCUGGAUGAAGUAGCAUCCAAAUUGAAACCAGUGCUGAAACGAACCACGACUCCCGGGCUCUUGAUAGACUGGUCUUUGCGCCAUCCAAAUGGCAACACCGCCACAAAAGAUCUUCAGGAACCUGUUCGGCAUCAGUCAUGGCCUAGGGAGGUGGUGCAUUUCAACCCAGAUGUGAUUGAAGUUCAAUUUCUACCGGAAUCACCUAUCAUUCAAGCGUUUCCUGAUGACGUACUUUGGGACAGUGACGAUGAAGAUGCCGAAAUACACAAACAAUUGAUUUCUCCAAGUCAGUCUGUUGUGAUGUCUUACUGGGUUGAAUUUUGGCGAUCAGAUAAAGAAGAUGCAGCUUUCGAUUUGGCGCCUAACCGGGGUGGACCUGUCGAUCAGCCCCCCGAAUCAUUAACGGAGCUGGCUCUCCUACUUGUACAAAUGGUACAAAGCCUUAUCGCUCUUUGUGCUUCCUGGUUGCUGUAUCAAAGCAUUUCCGCUGGAAUCGCUCCCAUUGCAUGGGUCACCAAAAUGAAAAUGCAACGCCAUUCAGGAGCUAAAAUGCAAAGCCGUCCACGGUCUCUUACCAACCUUUGAUGUCACCCAUUUCCUCGACAAUAUACAUAGUUCUCUAUAAUCCUUUUUUCGGCGUUGGUCGCUGAUAGCCGAAAAAAAAAUCCUUGCACAUAGUCAUACAAAAAACCUUUAUACAUAUACAUUGGUUGGUUACCAGGUUGUUUUUCAUUGUUUCCGUUUCUGUUUGUUUCUUUUUUGGUGGGGAAACAAGUAUUUCUCAUUUAAAAGAAGGCUACAAUAAUAAAAGGUGAGAGGUAGUGUGGAUAAAAUUUG
This is a messenger RNA of Umbelopsis ramanniana AG, 1495 nucleotides long. RefSeq lists its product as uncharacterized. The record is from RefSeq and is a predicted model, not a curated record. Bases 188 to 1243 code for a protein of 351 amino acids. NCBI's taxonomy places the organism in Eukaryota, Fungi, Mucoromycota, Umbelopsidomycetes, Umbelopsidales, Umbelopsidaceae. The transcript is spliced from 3 exons.